Molecule: messenger RNA, 5602 nt
Organism: Coregonus sp. 'balchen'
Lineage: Eukaryota; Metazoa; Chordata; Actinopteri; Salmoniformes; Salmonidae
Source: the annotation of a GenBank genome assembly
AUGUUGCUUGUUAUUAAAGUAUCUGUCGUACUCAAGUACAAGGAGACAGAUCAUGUGAAAGUAUUAGCUCUCACUUUUCUGUGAGAUUGUCUGUGUUGAGAGGAUGUUGGGAUGAGGUACCGUCUGACGGAUACCCCUCCUUUCCUUACACCCUGGCCCAUGCUCUGUGACAGAACCAACUGAUGUACUCUUCUCUCUGACAGACGAGUAAAAACCAGAUAAAGGUGGACCUGGUGGAUGAGAACUUCACAGAGCUGAAGGGGGAGAUCGCAGGGCCACCUGACACACCGUAUGAAGGUGAGAGGCCUGACUUUGGAAUUUAGACAGACUGGUUUACCUGGGACAGACUUAACCUGGGUUUACUUGAAGGCUGAGGCCAACUUCCUAACUUACCACAAUAGGAUUCAAAGCACUUUUACCUCAAGGGAGCGUGGCUCAUGUCAUGCAAAAGGAUACAGAAGAUUUCUUUCUGUGAUAUUUUUUAUUUUUUUUGUUCAGGUGGUAGAUAUCAACUAGAAAUAAAAAUUCCAGAAACAUAUCCCUUCAAUCCACCAAAGGUAGGUAGGUUUGUGUGUAUAUAUAGUACCAGUCAAAAGUUUGGACACACCUACUCAUUCAAGGGUUGUUCUUUAUUUGUACUAUUUUCUAUAUUGAAGAAUAAUAGUGAAGACUUCAAAACUAUGAAAUAACACAUAUGCAUUCAUGUAGUAACCAAAAAAGUGUUAAACAAAUCAAAAUGUAUUUUAUAUUUGAGAUUCUUCAAAUAGCCACCCUUUGCCUUGAUGACAGCUUUGCACACUCUUGACAUUCUCUCAUCCAGCUUCACAUGGAAUGCUUUUCCAACAGUCUUGAAGGACUUCCCACAUAUGCUGAACACUUGUUGGCUGCUUUUCCUUCACUCUGCGGUCCGACUCAUCCCAAACCAUCUCAAUUGCGUUGAGGUCGGGGGAUUGUGGAGGCCAGGUCAUCUGAUGCAGCAUUCCAUCCCUCUCCUUCUUGGUAAAAUAGCCCUUACACAGCUGGGAGGUGUGUUGGGUCAUUGUCCUGUUGAAAAACAAAUGAUAGUCCCACUAAGCCCAAACCAGAUGUGAUGACGUAUGGCUGCAGAAUGCUGUGGUAGCCAUGCUGGUUAAGUGUGCCUUGAAUUCUAAAUAAAUCACAGACAGUGUCAUCAGCAAAGCACCUCCAUACCAUAACACCACCUCCUCCAUGCUUUACGGUGGGAACUACACAUGCAGAGGUAAUCCAUUCACCCACACCGCGUCUCACAAAGACACAGCGGUUGGAACCAAAAAUCUCAAAUUUGGACUCCAGACCAAAGGACAAAUUUCCACCGGUCUAAUGUCCAUUGCUCGUGUUUCUUGGCCCAAGCAGGUCUCUUCUUCUUAUUGGUGUCCUUUAGUAGUGGUUUCUUUGCAGCAAUUCGACCAUGAAGGCCUGAUUCACACAGUCCCCUCUGAACAGUUGAUGUUGAGAUGCGUCUGUGACUUGAACUCUGUGAAGCAUUUAUUUGGGCUGCAAUUUCUGAGGCUGGUAACUCUAAUGAACUUAUCCUCUGCAGCAGAGGUAACUCUGGGUCUUCCAUUCCUGUGGCGGUCCUCAUGAGAGCCAGUUUCAUCAUAGCACUUGAUGGUUUUUGCGACUGCACUUGAAGAAACUUUCAAAGUUCUUGACAUUUUCCGUAUUGACUGACCUUCAUGUCUUAAAGUGAUGAUGGACUGUCGUUUCUCUUUGCUUGUUUGAGCUGUUCUUGCCAUAAUAUGGACUUGGUCUUUUACCAAAUAGGGCUAUCUUCUGUAUACCCCCCCUACCUUGUCACAACACAACUGAUUGUCUCAAACGCAUUAAGAAGGAAAUAAAUUCCACCAAUUAAAUUUAAGAAGGCAUACCUGUUAAUUGAAAUGCAUUCCAGUUGACUACCUCAUGAAGCUGGUUGAGAGAAUGCCAAGAGUGUGCAAAGCUGUCAUCAAGGCAAAGGGUGGCUAUUUGAAGAAUCUCAUAUUUUGAUUUGUUUAACACUUUGUUGCUUACUACAUGAUUCCAUAUGCGUUAUUUCAUAGUUUUGAUGUCUUCACUAUUAUUCUACAAUGUAACAAAUAGUAAAAAUAAAGAAAAACCCUUGAAUGAGUAGCUGUGUCCAAACUUUUGACUGGUAGUGUGUGUGUGUGUGUGUGUGUGUGUGUGUGUGUGUGUGUGUGUGUGUAUAUACACAGUGGUGUGAAAGUGUUUGCCCCCUUCCUGAUUUCUUAUUUGUUUACAUGUUUGUCACACGUAAAUGUUUCAGAUCAUCAAACAAAUUUAAAUAUUAGUCAAAGAUAACGCAAGUAAACACAAUGCAGUUUUGAAAUGAAGGUUGUUAUUAUUAAUGGAAAACAAAAUCCAAACCCACAUGGCCCUGUGUGAAAAAGUGAUUGCCCCCUACAACCUAAUAACUGGUUGGGCCACCCUUAGCAGCAACAACUGCAAUCAAGCGUUUGCGAUAACUUGCAAUGAGUUUUUUACAGCGCUGUGGAGGAAUUUUGGCCCACUCAUCUUUGCAGAAUUGUUGUAAUUCAGCCACAUUGGAGGGUUUUCGAGCAUGAACUGCCUUAAGGUCAUGCCAUAGCAUCUCAAUAUGAUUCAGGUCAGGACUUUGACUAGGCCACUCCAAAGUCUUCAUUUUGUUUUUCUUCAGCCAUUCAGAGGUGGACUCGCUUGUGUGUUUUGGAUCAUUGUCCUGCUGCAGAACCCAAGUUCGCUUCAGCUUGAGGUCACGAACAGAUGGCCGGACAUUCUCCUUCAGGAUUUUUUGGUAGACAGCAGAAUUCAUGGUUCCAUUUAUCACAGCAAGUCUUCCAGGUCCUGAAGCAGCAUAACAGGCCCAGACCAUCACACUACGACCACCAUAUUUUACUGUUGGUAUGAUGUUCUUUUUCUGAAAUGCGGUGUUACUUUUACGCCAGAUGUAAUGGGACACACACCUUCCAAAAAGUUCAACUUUUGUCUCGUCAGUCCACAGAGUUUUUUCCCAAAGGUCUUGGGGAUCAUCAAGAUGUUUUCUGGCAAAAAUGAGACAAGCUUUAAUGUCACUUUUUGCUCAGCAGUGGUUUUCAUCUUGGAAGUCUGCCAUGCAGGCCAUUUUUGCCCAGUCUCUUUCUUAUGGAGGAGUCAUGAACACUGACCUUAACUGAGGCAAGUGAGGCCUGCAGCUCUUUGGAUGUUGUUGUGGGGUCUUUUGUGACCUCUUGGAUGAGUCGUCGCUGCGCUCUUGGGGUAAUUUUGGUCGGCCGGCCACUCCUGGGAAGGUUCACCACUGUUCCAUGUUUUCGCCAUUUGUGGAUAAUGGCUCUCACUGUGGUUCGCUGGAGUCCCAAAUCUUUAGAAAUGGCUUUAUAACCUUUUCCAGACUGAUGGAUCUCAAUUACUUUCUUUCUCAUUUGUUCUUGAAUUUCUUUGGAUCUCGGCAUGACGUCUAGCUUUUGAGGAUCUUUUGGUCUACUUCACUUUGUCAGGCAGGUCCUAUUUAAGUGAUUCCUUGAUUGAGAACAGGUGUGGCAGUAAUCAGGCCUGGGUGUGGCUAGAGUAAUUGAACUCAGGUGUGAUAAACCACAGUUGAGUUGUGUUAUAACAGGGGGGGGGCAAACACUUUUUCACACAGGGCCAUGUAGGUUUGGAGUUUGUUUUCCAUUAAUAAUAACAACCUUCAUUUCAAAACUGCAUUUUGUGUUUACUUGUGUUAUCUUUGACUAAUAUUUAAAUGUGUUUGAUCUGAAACAUUUAAGUGUGACACAUGCAAACAAAUAACAAAUCAGGAAGGGGGCAAACACUUUUUCACACCACUGUAUAUAUCUCAAACAUAUUCUGAUGUUUGUUGUGUAUUUUGUCAACAUUGACCGGUGCCAGGGUGAAGUCCCUUGCUAAUUCAUUUGCUUGUUUAUGUGCUUCCCCUGGCCCCCCAGGUGCGAUUUAUCACGAAGAUUUGGCAUCCCAACAUCAGCUCAGUCACAGGUGCAAUAUGUCUGGACAUCCUCAAAGACCAGUGGUGAGUCACCUUUUUUCAAUACUCUUAAAUUCAAUUUUUUUCAUUGUCAUGUCUUGGUUAAGACUGAUCCCAGUUCGUACUGCUCUGUGUACCCUCUGUGUGUCUGACAGGGCGGCAGCUAUGACGCUGAGGACAGUGCUGCUGUCACUACAGGCCUUACUGGCAGCUGCAGAACCAGACGACCCACAGGACGCUGUAGUGGCCAAUCAGGUGAGAGGAACACUGUGUGCAUGUGUGGGAGAGGGAGCGCAUGCAUAAGUAUGCCUGUAAUGUCUUUGUAGAUUUUCUAAUGUGUUUUUUAGACUUGCUCUGUCUCCCCACUGCUUUAUUCUACAAUGGGUUGAGCAAAACAAGCAUUGCGGUUGGUUGAGACGCGUUCUAAACCAUACUGAAAAAUCAGUUUAGCACGGGUAAGCCUAUGAUGCAAAAAUGGGCAUCUUGUGUUCUGUUCCAUCUGUAAAAAGUAUCUAGACGUUAUUUCCCCUUGCUUCUAGCCUAACAUUUGAUUUGGAACGACGGGGGUUUGUACCAACGUUCCUGUCUGUCUCUCGACAUUUGCAACAUUGUUUCAAUAUUGAAAUUCGAUCUCCACUGUCCUAUUGAGAAUUAACGUGUCAGGACGAGAUGGACAUCUUUUCUCAGCAGGUUGAAAUCAUGAAUCAGCAUCAUUUUUAUGGAUAUAUACAAAGAGAUGUCCAUAGAAAAACAGGUCAAACGAAAUGAAAUGCAGCUACUUUGCUGUUAUUCUAGUGACUGUGUUAGCCAUAGUUGGCUGGCUAGCUAGCAAGCAAGCGAUAAGAGCAUUGCCAGCCAGCAUGGGAACGGAACAUUUAGAACGAAUGACUGGGAUAUAGAACAAAGACUUAACGACUGGGUCGCGACUCUGGCAGCCUAACCGAUAGAAUGAACGGCCAGCCGCCUUGGCUAGCAACCGUAAAUGCGUCGGGGCUAGCCUAUAUUUCUGUUGAGGGAUGAAAUAGUAGCCUAUGAAUACAUUGAUCAAAAUAUAUAUUUUUAAUUGGUAACCCGCUGUAGAAAAGCUAUUGUACAUUCGAGGUUGUACAAAACAACUUCUUUAUCACUAAAAAAGUGCUAAAAAAAGUAGUUUAGCACGCCCUCUCGUGUACAAUUGCUUUACUAAAUUGUAGCCUAGUGAGGUUUUUUUAUACUGCUGUCUUGCUGCCUACUCAGUGUUGUGUGUUCUCACUCUUUAGUAUAAGCAGAACCCAGAGAUGUUCAAACAGACGGCCAGACUCUGGUCUCACGUGUACGCCGGCGCCCCCUCCUCCAGUCCAGAGUACACCCGCAAAAUAGACAAACUCUGUGCCAUGGGCUUCGAUAAAGUGAGUGGGCCCCAUGUGACCAGCUCUAUUACUGUCUCAGUGGUCGAUACCUUCAUAACUCAUUUACAUUUUAAUAUGGUUCACCAAUGGAUCUGUUUUGUGUUCGAAUACUGUAGCAUAGUUAUGACUGUGUUAUAAACUUCCUUCUCUCCUGUUUGUCCCGUCUCCACAGAAUGCAGUAAUAGUGGCGUUGUCGUCGAAAUCCUGGGACGUGGAGACGGCGACAGAGCUACUGCUC